Nomascus leucogenys (northern white-cheeked gibbon) is the source of this 1237-nucleotide messenger RNA. RefSeq names its product tRNA phosphotransferase 1 (gene TRPT1). Gene Ontology annotation, molecular function: tRNA 2'-phosphotransferase activity. Gene Ontology annotation, biological process: tRNA splicing, via endonucleolytic cleavage and ligation. NCBI's taxonomy places the organism in Eukaryota, Metazoa, Chordata, Mammalia, Primates, Hylobatidae. The record is from RefSeq and is a predicted model, not a curated record.
CCGCCCCCUGCCCCCGCGGCUUUUCAUUGGCGGGUCCGCCGCCCGCCCCGCCGCGGUCGAGGAUCCUGCAGGUUUGUCCCCGCCGCCCCGACGCUCCCGCCCCGUCUGUCGGCACUUCGGCCCUGCCUCCCAGACCACCCUGCCGGGCGCACCAGCGAUCUGGAGUGCGGGGUUCGGCCUCCCUGCGCUCCUGGCUGACGGUGUAACCUUGGGUCUUAGCCAUGAACUUCUCUGGAGGAGGGAGGCAGGAAGCAGCAGGGUCCAGGGGUAGAAGGGCUCCCAGACCCCGGGAACAGGACCGAGACGUGCAGCUGUCCAAGGCUCUGUCCUAUGCCCUGCGCCAUGGGGCUUUGAAGCUGGGGCUUCCCAUGGGAGCCGACGGCUUCGUGCCCCUGGGCGCCCUCCUGCAGUUGCCCCAGUUCCGCGGCUUCUCUGCUGAAGAUGUGCAGCGCGUGGUGGACACCAAUAGGAAGCAGCGGUUCGCCCUGCAGCCGGGGGAUCCCAGCACUGGCCUUCUCAUCCGGGCCAACCAGGGCCAUUCCCUGCAGGUUGGGGUACCUAAGUUGGAGCUGAUGCCCCUGGAGACACCGCAGGCCCUGCCCCCGAUGCUAGUCCAUGGUACAUUCUGGAAGCACUGGCCAUCCAUCCUACUUGAGGGCCUGUCCUGCCAGGGAAGGACACACAUCCACCUGGCCCCAGGACUGCCUGGAGACCCCGGUGUCAUCAGUGGUCAGUGCCCUCCCCUCCACCUAGCUACUCCCACCCACUCUGUCCAGCCAGAUCCCCUUCAAAGGUUACAACACUUGUCUGGGGCCACCCCAUGCCCGGCAUGGAGCAGCACCCCUGCAUCCCCCAGCCCAGGACCCCAGUCUGCCCAAGUUGCUGACUGCACUCCAGGUGCCCAGGCCUCAGCCCCAGCUGUCUCUGCAGGCAUGCGGUCCCAUUGUGAAAUAGCUGUGUUCAUCGAUGGACCCCUGGCUCUGGCAGAUGGAAUACCCUUCUUGCGCUCUGCCAAUGGGGUGAUUCUGACUCCAGGGAAUACUGAUGGCUUCCUGCUUCCCAAGUACUUCAAGGAGGCCCUGCAGCUACGCCCUACCCGAAAGCCCCUUUCCUUGGCUGGUGAUGAAGAGACAGAGUGUCAGAGCAGCCCCAAGCACAGCUCCAGAGAAAGGAGGAGGAUCCAACAAUAAAAUAUUAAUUUAUACAAAAGAAAUUUUAAAAAGUAACAAGAAAGAAA